GGCGCGCGCCGGCGUCGCCCUCCUCCCAUUGAGCGAGGCUGUGUCGCGUGGCCCGGCGUCGGCGUGACGGUUGGACGCGGGCGCGGCACUGCGGGUCCCGAUUGCUGCAGCCGCUUGUCAGUGUGAUGAAGAUUGGCACCCAGUGCAGUGGGCUGGAAGCUUCUAGAACCAAGUCCCUGCAUGCCCACUUCCUAAUCUGCGGUUUGGAUAGAAGGUUCUUGAACACACGAAGUCCAAGCACGUCAGCCUCUAUGCCUUGUGCUUCGGAUGCACGAUGAUGUGAGGUGGGACGCGGGCGUCGCACACCAUGAUGGCAACACAGACGCUGAGCAUAGACAGCUACCAGGACGGGCAGCAGAUGCAGGUGGUGACAGAGCUGAAGACAGAGCAGGACCCCACGUGCUCCGAGCCCGAUGUGGAAGCCGUAAGCUCGCCGCCCGUGGGCUCCCAGACCCCCAUGGACGCCGACAAGCAGGCCAUCUACAGGCACCCCCUGUUCCCACUGCUGGCCCUGCUGUUCGAGAAGUGCGAGCAGUCCACACAGGGCUCUGAGGCCACCACAUCUGCCAGCUUCGAUGUGGACAUCGAAAACUUUGUGCGGAAGCAGGAGAAGGAGGGAAAGCCCUUCUUCUGUGAGGACCCCGAGACCGACAACUUAAUGGUGAAGGCCAUCCAGGUGCUGCGGAUCCACUUGCUGGAGCUGGAGAAGGUGAACGAGCUGUGCAAGGACUUCUGCAGCCGCUACAUCGCUUGCCUGAAGACCAAGAUGAACAGUGAGACGCUGCUGAGCGGGGAGCCCGGCAGCCCCUACUCCCCCGUGCAGGCCCAGCAGCUGCAGAGUGCCAUCACGGGCACGCUCAGCCCCCAGGGACUCGUGGUGCCGGCGUCUGCGCUGCAGCAGGGGAACGUGGCCAUGGCGACCGUGGCAGGCAGCACCGUCUACCAGCCCGUCACAGUGGUCACGCCCCAAGGCCAGGUUGUGACCCAGGCCCUGUCGCCCGGGACCAUCAGGAUCCAGAACUCUCAGCUACAGCUACAGCUGAACCAGGACCUGAGUGUCCUGCAGCAGGAUGACGGCUCGGCCAAGAACAAGAGGGGCGUCCUGCCGAAGCACGCCACCAACGUCAUGCGCUCCUGGCUCUUCCAGCACAUCGGGCACCCCUACCCCACGGAGGACGAGAAGAAGCAGAUCGCGGCACAGACGAACCUCACGCUGCUCCAGGUCAACAACUGGUUCAUCAAUGCCAGGAGGCGCAUCCUUCAGCCCAUGCUGGACUCCAGCUGCUCAGAGACACCGAAGACAAAGAAGAAGACAGCCCAGAACAGGCCCGUUCAGAGGUUCUGGCCUGACUCCAUCGCGUCUGGUGCCACCCAGCCGGCUCCCAGCGACCUGGCCAUGUCGGAAGGCGCCGUGGUGACCAUUGCCACGCCCGUGAGCAUGAGCGUGGACAGCCUGCAGUCCUUGUCCUCGGACGGCGCCACGCUGGCCGUGCAGCAGGUGAUGAUGGCGGAGCAGAGCGAGGACGAGUCAGAGGACAGCACGGGGGACGGCGGCACGGGGCUGACCCCCGGCCACAUGAGCGGGCUGGUGCUGGAGCACAGUGACUCCCUGCAGUAGCGCUGGCCGAGCGCGGG
This is a messenger RNA of Sorex fumeus (smoky shrew), 1635 nucleotides long. RefSeq names its product PBX/knotted 1 homeobox 1 (gene PKNOX1). Gene Ontology annotation, molecular function: RNA polymerase II cis-regulatory region sequence-specific DNA binding; DNA-binding transcription factor activity, RNA polymerase II-specific. The transcript has 12 exons. Bases 308 to 1618 code for a protein of 436 amino acids. The record is from RefSeq and is a predicted model, not a curated record. Gene Ontology annotation, biological process: regulation of transcription by RNA polymerase II; angiogenesis. NCBI's taxonomy places the organism in Eukaryota, Metazoa, Chordata, Mammalia, Eulipotyphla, Soricidae.